AGACUGGGAAUGAGCGGGAGCGGCCGCCUCUCCGCACACGCAGAGCGGGGGUGGGGGCCGGAGGAGUCUCCGCCUCAGGGGAACGCGGGAGAAGUCGGGGCAAAGUUUGCCGCCGCCAGCCAGGGCUGCUGAGGGCGCCGCGGGGCCGGGCUACGAGCGAAGCCAGGCGCCAGGCUCCGGCCCUGUGCGCUGCUGCCCGGCGGGGGUAGGGGAGCCCGGCGGGCCGCCGCCAAGUUGAGCGGGGUCUCGGGCGGGCUCGGAGCGAGGGGCCGCCCGCGGCGGGAGGCGGCAGCGGCUGGGUGGGGCGCUGCCUCCCGGAGCGCCGGGCAGGGGAGCCAGCAUGUCCUCCAUCCUGCCGUUCACUCCCCCCAUCGUCAAGCGGCUCCUGGGCUGGAAGAAAGGGGAGCAGAACGGGCAGGAGGAGAAAUGGUGCGAGAAGGCGGUGAAGAGCCUGGUGAAGAAGCUGAAGAAGACGGGGCAGCUGGACGAGCUGGAGAAGGCGAUCACCACGCAGAACAUCAACACCAAGUGCAUCACCAUCCCUAGAUCACUAGAUGGCCGGUUGCAAGUAUCCCACCGUAAAGGGCUUCCCCAUGUAAUCUACUGCCGGCUAUGGCGUUGGCCAGACCUUCAUAGCCACCAUGAGCUGCGUGCCAUGGAGAUGUGCGAGUAUGCCUUUAACAUGAAGAAAGAUGAAGUCUGUGUCAACCCCUAUCACUACCAAAGAGUGGAGACUCCAGUUUUACCUCCAGUGCUGGUACCAAGGCACACAGAGAUUCCAGCAGAGUUCCCGCCAUUAGACGAUUAUAGUCAUUCCAUUCCAGAGAACACUAACUUCCCGGCAGGUAUUGAGCCACAAAGCAACUACAUUCCAGAGACACCUCCUCCAGGUUACCUGAGUGAGGAUGGAGAAACCAGUGACCAUCAGAUGAACCACAGCAUGGAUGCAGGUUCUCCAAAUUUAUCUCCAAAUCCUAUGUCCCCAGCACAUAAUAAUCUGGAUCUGCAGCCUGUUACCUACUGCGAGCCAGCUUUCUGGUGCUCUAUAUCCUACUAUGAACUCAACCAGCGAGUAGGGGAGACAUUCCAUGCUUCACAGCCUUCGAUGACCGUGGAUGGCUUCACCGAUCCCUCUAACUCAGAACGCUUCUGUCUUGGCUUAUUGUCUAAUGUGAACAGAAAUGCAGCAGUGGAGCUCACAAGACGACACAUUGGAAGAGGAGUAAGGCUGUACUACAUUGGAGGAGAGGUGUUUGCCGAGUGCCUUAGCGACAGUGCCAUUUUUGUCCAAUCUCCUAACUGUAACCAACGCUACGGCUGGCACCCUGCAACUGUUUGCAAGAUUCCACCAGGGUGUAACUUGAAGAUUUUUAACAACCAGGAAUUUGCAGCCCUUUUGGCUCAGUCUGUGAAUCAGGGUUUCGAGGCUGUGUAUCAGCUGACCAGAAUGUGCACAAUCCGAAUGAGCUUUGUCAAGGGCUGGGGAGCUGAAUACAGGCGGCAGACUGUGACCAGUACCCCCUGCUGGAUUGAACUGCAUCUUAAUGGCCCUUUGCAGUGGCUAGACAAGGUCCUUACACAAAUGGGUUCCCCAAGCAUUCGUUGUUCCAGUGUAUCUUAAGGAAACAUCUCCUUGGGGGGGCAAAACAAGAACUCUGGAAAAUGGAAUCAGUUUAACCCUUAGCAAAAAGCAUAAUAAAUAAAUUCUCCAUAGUAUUCACAUGAUCAGAAAAAA
Messenger RNA from Mauremys reevesii (Reeves's turtle), 1735 nucleotides. RefSeq names its product SMAD family member 3 (gene SMAD3). The transcript is spliced from 9 exons. Gene Ontology annotation, cellular component: heteromeric SMAD protein complex. Gene Ontology annotation, biological process: BMP signaling pathway; cell differentiation; anatomical structure morphogenesis. The record is from RefSeq and is a predicted model, not a curated record. Gene Ontology annotation, molecular function: I-SMAD binding; DNA-binding transcription factor activity, RNA polymerase II-specific; RNA polymerase II cis-regulatory region sequence-specific DNA binding. Bases 341 to 1621 code for a protein of 426 amino acids. Lineage: Eukaryota; Metazoa; Chordata; Testudines; Geoemydidae.